Molecule: messenger RNA, 2148 nt
Organism: Corvus hawaiiensis (hawaiian crow)
Lineage: Eukaryota; Metazoa; Chordata; Aves; Passeriformes; Corvidae
Product: zinc finger protein 501-like
Exons: 4
Coding region: 130-1587 (485 amino acids)
Biological process (GO): negative regulation of transcription by RNA polymerase II
Molecular function (GO): DNA-binding transcription repressor activity, RNA polymerase II-specific
Source: RefSeq, a predicted model, not a curated record
GAGGCGGAGCGGCAGCGGGAAGCUGGAGGAGAGGAGGAAGCGCUCGGCUCCAGCGCUCCCUGAACUCGCAGCCCCCCGGGACCAUCGCCCCCCGUCCCGCAGGAUUUCCCAUUCCUAAACCUUGGCCAGAUGGAGGAGAAGGCUGUGAGGAAGAGGAAGAUGCCCUGGAACACCCAGGCAGGCAAGGAGCUGAGGAUGGAGCCCAGGGAGGACAAAUCCCCGCGGCAGAACCUCAUGGAAGAGGCCGUUUUGAGUAGCUCCACAGCGCAGGAAUCCAAUGGGGAGGAAAAGCCCCGGAGAUGCCACAGGAGGAGGGGCUGCAAACGCAGCCCAGGGAGCUGUGAGGAGGAAAGACCCACCCUGUGCCAGGAAGGCCGCAGGAGAUCCAGCCAGAGCUUGGACCUGGUGGUCCAUGAGCAGCUUCACACUGGGGAGAAGCCGCACAAGUGUGAGGAAUGUGGGAAGAGCUUCAGCUGGAGAUUCCACCUGAUCUGCCACCAGAUGAUCCACACUGGGGAACAGCCCUAUGAGUGUGGGGAAUGUGGGAAGAGCUUCAGCACGAGCACCCUCCUGAUCCAUCACCAGAUGAUCCACACUGGGGAGAGGCCCUACGAGUGUGGGGAAUGUGGGAAGAGCUUCAGAGACAGCUCACACCUGAUCUGCCACCAGAUGAUCCACACUGGAGAGAAGCCUUACGAGUGUGGGGAAUGUGGGAAAAGCUUCAGACAGAGCUCCCACCUGAUCCGUCACCAGAGGAUUCACACUGGGGAAUGGCCCUACAAGUGUGGGGAAUGUGGGAAGGGCUUCAGCCAGAGCUCCAGCCUGGUCCACCACCAGAUGAUCCACACUGGGGAACGGCCCUACAAGUGUGGAGAAUGUGGGAGGAGCUUCAGGGAGAGCUCCAGCCUGAUCAUUCACCAGAGGACCCACACUGGGGAGAGGCCCUACAAGUGCCUGGAAUGUGGAAAGAGCUUCAGACACAGAUCUCACCUGAUUGUCCACCAGAGGCUCCACACUGGGGAGAGGCCCUACAAGUGUGGGGAAUGUGGGAAGAGCUUCAGAGAGAGCUCUGAGCUGAUCAUCCACCAGAGGAGCCACACUGGGGAGAGGCCCUACAAGUGCCCUGAGUGUGAGAAGAGGUUUCAGACCAGCUCCCAUCUCCUCCUGCACCAGCGGACGCACACGGAUGAGAGGCCCUUCCGCUGCCCUGACUGCGGGAAGAGCUUCAAGCACAACUCCACCCUCAUCAGCCACAGGCGUAUCCACACUGGGGAGAGGCCCUAUGAGUGUUCUGAGUGUGGGAAGAGGUUUCAGACCAGCUCCAGUCUGCUCUUGCACCAGCGGAUUCACACUGAGGAGAGGCCCUUCCGCUGCCCCGACUGUGGGAAGGGCUUCAGGUACAACUCCCACCUCAUCAGGCACCAGCGCAUCCACACUGGGGAGAGGCCCUAUGAGUGUCCUGAGUGUGGCAAGAGCUUCUCACACAGCUCUAAUUUGGCCAGACAUCAACAGAGGCACCGAAUAAACCUCGCUGGAAUCUACACAAAAGGUCCCUCUCGCCUCUUUAUCUCUGGCAACGCGACUUGAUAUCCAUCAGGGUUCAUUUUGGUGCGAGGCUUCUGUGAGCAGAGCCUGGUGCUGUCGUGCUGAAGCUGAGUAUCUGGGAUACUAGUGGAAGCAGCCCCAACCAGGACGCUCUCCAGGAAGGAUGCGGUGGCCCCCCACACCAACGGGCCAGAGCGCGUCAUAGUGGUGCCCGAACAGGGACCUCUCCCCAAGGUUCCUGUGGAGCAUCCUUGGCGGUCGAAAAAUCACUGAGUGUUCGCCUCAGGUCAUCUGCUUGCCUGAGUAGGCACUUCAGUUUUAUUAAGCGUCCUCCGAGGGAUGGCCAGCAACCCUCUGAGUUAAAGAGGAUCGGCUAGGCCAGAGGACUACAGUGAAAAGCCUUUUUUCCUGCCGAUGCUUUGAGACUGGUUAGUAGCGCUCGGCAGGGCUGUUUGGUUCAUUUGUCCCUUUCCUUUUGGUGGUGGGUGAGGUAGUUUUGGGGAGAUGGGAGCGAGUCUAUCCCAGCCCCAACAGGAGAUAUUCAUCCAAGCUGAGGGUUCCCUAAAAGCAGGCAAAUAUAAGUUUUCUAAGGGGCGUCUUAAA